UUAUAUUCCAAAAAAAAAGAGAAGAAUGCCUAGGUUCUUAUUGUUUUUUAAAAACAUAAAGCAGCUGAUUAUAAAACAUGAUGAACGUAUUAAUGUAAAUGUCCUAGAUCUAUAGACGAUUUUUUUUUUUCAGGCCCCAUAUCUGGGAUGAACGAAGAGAAAUAUGGAAGAAGAAAAUGAGCCUGGUAUAAGUGGUAUAACAAGAAGAUUCAGCAAAUUGUAUUCGAAAACUGUCGAUAAUAUAACUGAUGUAUUCAAGGAUUUAACUAAUUUGGUAGAAAAAAAGGAUUUCACUAACUUGGAAGAAAAGAAAAAGGUGUGUAUUUUAUUUUCUGGCAAUAUUUCUAAUGUUACCAUAAUUGCAGAAGAACUAAAUCAAGUCAAUUUCGCGUCUUCAAAGUUACCUUCCAUAAAGUCACACAACCAGAGAAAACAUCAAAUAAAUCCAGAUGUUCAUGUGGAUACUAAGCUCAGAAAGCUCAGAAUGAAGAAAGACAAGCUAAGAAAAUUGAUUUCUGGACCCAUAUGCUUUAUUAACUGUAGAGGAAAACAUUCUUUUCGUCGCUGUAUGCUUCCUAAAGAUAUGCUAAAAAAAAUUAUAACCGAAAAAAUUACCUCAACGUGA
Ceutorhynchus assimilis (cabbage seed weevil) is the source of this 625-nucleotide messenger RNA. The record is from the annotation of a GenBank genome assembly. Lineage: Eukaryota; Metazoa; Arthropoda; Insecta; Coleoptera; Curculionidae.